AUGACAUGCUUUCGGGCUAAAAAUGCAAGCGACAUCAGUAGAGUUGCGACCAAGGCGGAGCCCGUCAUCCUAAACGAUAUCAUACAGAAGUAUGUGGAGUGGGCACCUCAUGUUGAUGGAACCAUUGUCAAAACUCAGCACCUCCAGGACACGUUUUGGAACGGAAAGUUCCAGAAGAAGCCCUUUAUCAUUGGUUUCGCCACUGAUGACGCUUUCCCGAUCAUAUACGAUGAAUGGAAGGAUAAAAUGACACCAAGUUUAUAUGAAGAAGUCAUGCUAAGCGUUUUCCUGGCGAAAUCAGAGUUAGUACUGCAUGAGUACCCACCGGAUUCAUCGAGGGACCAACGGCCGAAGCUGUCACGCGCUGUCACAGACCACUUCUAUGUCUGUCCUACACGGAGGGUGAUCCGUGCAGCUGAUCGCUUUGGACUGUCAGACGUGUGGCUUUACCGUUUCGACAAGAAGACGCCGGCCGAUAACAAAAGUGUGCAUCUGUGGGCACAUUUUGACCAGGAGUGCUACUACCGGAUCUGUCACGGCUCCGAUGUCCUGUAUCUCUUCCAAACUCUGAAGCUAGCCGGACUGAACGUGACUGAUGGAGAACAGAGCACAGCCGACUCCAUGGCCUACUACUUUGGAAACUUCCUCCACACCGGAGAUCCCAACAAUUCCGGAUGGCGAGUUUCCUCCCAGCACCAGGCCCAUCCACAACAGUCUGGUGACGUCAUCAACUGGCCAAAGUACAACAAGCUCAACAACUACGUCAACAUGAAGUUCGGGGGACUAACCACCCAACUGGAACUUGGGUAUCGGGCCGAGAAGUGUGAUUUCUGGGACAAGAACUUUCCAUAA
Branchiostoma floridae (Florida lancelet) is the source of this 852-nucleotide messenger RNA. RefSeq names its product cAMP-regulated D2 protein-like. The record is from RefSeq and is a predicted model, not a curated record. NCBI's taxonomy places the organism in Eukaryota, Metazoa, Chordata, Leptocardii, Amphioxiformes, Branchiostomatidae. The coding region runs from base 1 to 852 and encodes 283 amino acids. The transcript has a single exon.